Molecule: messenger RNA, 231 nt
Organism: Soboliphyme baturini
Lineage: Eukaryota; Metazoa; Nematoda; Enoplea; Dioctophymatida; Soboliphymatidae
Source: the annotation of a GenBank genome assembly
AUGCGAUAUGUCGAACUACACAAGGCGUUAGCAAAUGCAGUGGCGAAAACCAAAGUUGAUUCCAGCGAGAAGUUCGGUCAGGUGUUGGAGUCGAAUUUCCACACGGCAAACAAGGUGUUCCGAGACACCAGUCGCCGGCUCCGAAGUGCUAAGAAGGGCAGUCUCGAAGUCUUGAAGGACAGGUCUGGACAGCCUUUUACCGAGAAUGAGGACAUUCUUCGGUUAUGGUGA